AUGUCGAGUGUAAGUGUCGUGUCUAAUUCGUCGGUGGAGGUUGACAGUGAGCUGUCCAACAAUUCGUGUGUUAAGGAUAAGGAAAUCGGUGAUGUGGAAAUCGGCGUUGAGGGAGAGCCUGAAGAAGAGCGGGAGCAGAAAUUUAUGCUGCCUAAUGACCUGUACAAAAGUUUGCUCGCGAGCGCGGUUCUGGGGAAGAGUGUGCUUACCAACACUAAUGGUUACAAUAAUUUGAACUUUAAAGAUAAUUUUGCUAACUUUAAAGAUAAUUUUAGUGCUGCCAUUGGGAAUAUUAAAGAGACAAAGGAUCUUAAGGAGCUCAGUAUUAGCAGUGUGCCGGCUUUUCCGAGGAAUUUAGCGCUACAUCGGGAUGAUAGUGACGAGAAAGCUUCUUUCGCGUGGUCAGAUGCCGCGGACGAUGGAGGAGGGGGUGGAGGAACUGUGGGGAACAAUGGGACUGCGACGGGGAACGGUAACACCGGAACAGGAACCGGUGCCUCAGGAGGUGGUGGAGGGGGGCUGGCCCACUGGGUCAGUGUCAUGGCUGAGCAUAUUCACAACCCCCAUUCCACGACCGGAGUCGGUGGUGUCCACCAUCAGCAGCAGUCGCCUUCUCAACCUCCCUAUCCUUGGAACAAUGGACUUUCUAGUGACGUAAGUUUUUCAAAAUUUUUUUGCACGCUUCAAAAAAAAUUUACAAUCUAUAAUUUUUUUUGA
Messenger RNA from Cotesia congregata, 717 nucleotides. The record is from the annotation of a GenBank genome assembly. Lineage: Eukaryota; Metazoa; Arthropoda; Insecta; Hymenoptera; Braconidae.